AUGUCGAUCCAAGUACCACUCUUCUCAAAGUCGUUAUCCCAAAUCCAGCGACCAUUGCCUCCUUCAGAUCCACCAACCAGUCAAGACAUUGUACAUGCAAUUGUCCUCCUUGAGAAGGUGAAGGAGUUUUUUAGCCCCCCCUCAUUCAAGAGAAAACUGUGCAGGGACUACUGUGUGGCCACUGUUGACGACCUUGCGAAAGCGCAGCUGUAUCUACACAAGGUGUGCAGCGCAGCCACGGUUGGGACAGGUGGAAAUCAUGUCAUCUCGGAUCCCGUUGAAUCUAUCCAUAGAAAGCUGGACCAGAUGAAUGAAACACUGGUUCGGGUGAUGGAUAAUUCCAGGAUUCACCCUCUGGAGCAACGACUUGACUCUGAUUCCCAAGUAAGUGAGCGUCGACAGAGGUCCAGCUACCCCGAGCGGUCAUCGGUUGAAAGCACGCACUGGAAACAUCCUUUUAACGACUUACAGUUGUACCACCAGAUUCCGAUCUCGUGGGACUUUGGAGCUCAAGACCCGGAGCACUUUGAAUUGCCGCCUUUACGCACGAACAACGACUUCACGAACCUUACCGAUUAUCAAUUGGACGAUUAUCUUUAUUACUACAGAAUUGACAUCGAUGACCAAAGUACUAGGGAGACGAAAAUCCAUUGCCUCCGAUACUACAUUAUUAGUUAUUCGAAGUCUUGUCUUGCCGCGUCUGACCCAGCACUUGUUUCAUGAAAAAAGUUUUACCAUUCAAUAUACACCCAUGUAGCCGGUAGACUAGUAGUACAGCGUCUCCGACUACAUGACCUCAAGAUUGACAUCGAACCGAACAAAUUUUACUCGAGUGUUGAACAUUUCAACUUGCUUAGUACUCACUUCUAUGGACGGCAACGAAACAGGACUAUUUGGUAUGCCGUGGCUGAUGACUCCAGGCAGCACUGCAGCAGGAUCUUCAAUCGGUGACUCGGAAGAGACAGUUAAACUACCUUUGGAUGCGAUCCGACGCGCUGCGUACACCUCUGCAUAGAGAUCAACUUUGCUCU
This is a messenger RNA of Suillus fuscotomentosus, 1031 nucleotides long. RefSeq lists its product as uncharacterized. The transcript is spliced from 5 exons. The coding region runs from base 1 to 723 and encodes 240 amino acids. The record is from RefSeq and is a predicted model, not a curated record. NCBI's taxonomy places the organism in Eukaryota, Fungi, Basidiomycota, Agaricomycetes, Boletales, Suillaceae.